CGAGAAACGGGGAGCGCUUGACUUUUUUAAUCAUUACGUAAAACACUGGGCAAAUGUGAAGUCCAUGAACGUUACAUCCGUUUCUAGCAUACGGCAUUCUGGGUCUUGUAGUUGUCAUUUAACAUUCUACUCUUUGUUAUUCCCUCCUUGGACACGUUAGAACUACAUUUCCCAGGUAGCCGUUAUCAGUACCCAGAAACCACCCGCCCCUUUACUGGACAGUUUUUAAAACACGACUAAUAGCACGUAGGCAUGCAACUUAUGACAGAGUCAAGAGUUGUUCCUACUCAUUGAUCAGUUAUUGUUGUCACUUCACUGAAGAUAGCAAAACUUAAGUGUUUUUCUUGAAAAUGGCGUCCAUCGUUCUUUUAUCGGUAAAGCAGACGGCUCAGACCAAAGCAAAACGGUGUUUGGGUUCUCGAUUAAAGGGUCUCGCAGGUGCUGGUGGCCCAUCCGCGACUUUCCUUCCGGGAAGGGAAUGGCUUUCCAAAGACUUGAACUUACGGUUCAUGUCCCACGGGACCGCUGGUCGGUCUGCAGCCGGGACAACUAAAAGGGGAGCCCUGGCGUUUAGUGGUGCGGUGGCGGUGACCGCCGCAGCGGUGGCGGGCUUUCUGGCUAAUGCUAAUCACUUCCAACGGGCAGAGAUGGCGACCACAAUCCCCCAGAAGGCAAAGAAGAAGAAGGAAGAAGAGGGGGACAUUGCGCAAAGAUGUAGGGGCUUCAUGUCGGUCCCAGUGACUGACAUCAGUGUACUGGAGAAAAGGAAGGAUGAGAUGAGCACCAAGAUGGAGAUGCUGAUCAUGGAGACGCAGGCUGAGUUCUGCAAAGCCCUGGAGGAAGUGGACGGUGGGACAUUCAAGGUGGACAAAUGGCAAAGGAAGGAAGGUGGUGGAGGAAUCAGCUGUGUGAUGCAGGAUGGAAAGGUGUUUGAGAAGGCAGGAGUUAAUGUGUCGGUGGUGUUCGGGUAUCUGACUGAGGAGGCUGCGAAACAAAUGAGAAGCAGAGGGAAAGUCCUCAAAGGGAAAGACGGUAAGCUGCCAUUUUGUGCCAUGGGUGUGAGCUCCGUCAUCCACCCCAAGAACCCUCACAUACCGUCAGUUCACUUCAACUACAGAUACUUUGAAAUAGAAGAGGAGGAUGGCUCCAAGCAGUGGUGGUUUGGUGGAGGAACAGACCUGACCCCGGUGUAUAUUGACAGAGACGACGCCUUUCUGUUCCACAACACCCUGAAGGAGGCCUGUGACAAACAUCACCCGAAGUACUACGCAGACUUUAAAAAAUGGUGUGACAGGUACUUCUACGUCCGUCACAGAGGAGAGACCCGGGGCAUCGGAGGAAUCUUCUUUGACGACCUUGACUCCCCAAAUCAGGAGGAGGCGUUCAACUUUGUUAAGAGCUGCGCUCGAACCGUGGUGCCCUGUUAUCUUCCCAUUGUGAGGAAACAUCUUAAUGAUUCCUUCACUCAAGAGGAGAAGGACUGGCAACAGGUGCGACGAGGAAGAUAUGUAGAGUUUAACCUGGUAUAUGACAGAGGAGUAAAGUUUGGCCUUGCUACACCUGGCUCUAGAAUCGAGAGUAUCCUCAUGUCGCUCCCCCUCACAGCCAGGUGGGAGUACAUGCAUGAGCCUGGUAAAGGUUCCCGGGAGGCGGAGAUGCUGGAAGUACUCAGAAACCCAAAGGAGUGGGUGUGAGCGCCGCAAUCACAAGUUUACAGAAACAACCUUUGUAGUAUUUUGUAAAGCUGUAACCUGUUUUACCAGACCUGCGUUUAUAAGGAAAUAUCAGGUUUCAUCAGUUGUCUGAGGACUUUAUUUGCACUGUUAAUUUUCCUUCCUUCAUGUAUUUUCAAAUCAGCCUUUUAAAAGCUUUAAGGAUAAUGUUUAAGAAUUGAGUUUUGUGCCAUUUGUCUCUUCUUAGUUGAAUGAAUCACAUAAAUUACCUUCAUAGAUUUCCUGCUUAUAGAUCUGUAUCUUUUUUACUCAUAAUGGCAACCAUAAUUCUUUUCCUUUCUCUUAUUUUUUAAUAUUCCUGUGACUUGAAUUAGUCCUCUAAUCUUCUCAUGUAUUUAUUGAAGCACUGAAAGGGAAAAGGACAAACUGAAUGUAUGUGCUUUUACCACUGAUGUACCAGAAACAAUAAAUCAGAUUUUGACAUAUCCCU
Messenger RNA from Poecilia latipinna (sailfin molly), 2163 nucleotides. RefSeq names its product oxygen-dependent coproporphyrinogen-III oxidase, mitochondrial-like. Gene Ontology annotation, molecular function: coproporphyrinogen oxidase activity. Lineage: Eukaryota; Metazoa; Chordata; Actinopteri; Cyprinodontiformes; Poeciliidae. Gene Ontology annotation, cellular component: cytoplasm. The transcript has 7 exons. The coding region runs from base 351 to 1694 and encodes 447 amino acids. The record is from RefSeq and is a predicted model, not a curated record.